CAGAGAAACCAUCUUGGUCCACGACGUUAUGUCUGUCUGGUAAGGUAGCUACGGUAGUGGGGUGGCGCAAAGGCACUGGUACGCUCAUAAUGUCUUCAAUUGAGUUGCCUUCUUUCGUCUUCGAAACAUGCCGAAACUCGUCCACUUGAUCUUGGCCACGGUGAUUAUUCAUCUCCUUCGCGGAGCAGAAAGCCGCAGCGUCCCACGAUACCUCCGUUCUCUGCAAAGAGAUGAUGGCACAAUCAUGUGCAAGAUAAGGGUUGUUGCUGCCAUGCUAGAUUUCGAAAACGAGGAGUCGUCAACAAACCACGAGGUUUUAUGUGUGGAACCAAACGGUGCCAGAGGAGAAGCCUAUGUCUAUGUCAUUGAGGGAUCUGACUCUGUUUUGGUUGAAUAUGCGAACGAACAAGUCAGCCUGACUCAUGUGAUUGUCGAUGACCAACUCAUGACGGUAAAAGUUGGCGAGAAUGUGACAAUCACAAGGCACUCAAGACACCGCAAUCUGCAGGAAUUACCGUACGCAAUUGGCACUCGGACCGUCUUGGCCUUACGGGUAUCAUUCCUUGACACGGAGCCAUCAUAUUCUGCAGAGUUCUUGGGUCAGACAUUGUUUGGAGCCGACAAUGGAACCAUAACAAUGCAAAGUCAAUUCGAGGCUUGCUCGUUUGGAAAGCUGCAGUUGACACCUGCCCAAGACGAAGUGCAUUCAAAUGGAGAAUACACUAUCGCCAAUGGUGUGGCGGAAAUCACUGUUCCACGAAACACCACCGAGGUUGGACUUACGCGAUGGUACGCAGAACGGGCAGCACGAGCAGAAGCAGAGAGACUGUUCGGUGACCUUGAGCUAGCCUAUGAUCACGUGCUCUUCUGUAUGCCCAAUGGGAUCCCCUACACAGAUGAUAGAUCCUUCUGGGUGGCGUACGCCUAUCUCAGUGCAGGUCUUUCAUUCUACAACGACAACAAUUGCCUCUAUGUUAGCGUUGUAUCCCAUGAGCUUGGACACAACUUUGGACUGGGGCAUUCAAACUAUGGUGGGCAAUACGGCGACCGUUCAGGGACGAUGGGCCUAGGGUACCCCCAAAUCGGAGGACCCCGUCGAUGCUUCAAUGCCGAAAAGAACUACUUGUUGGGUUGGUAUUCAGAUCGCGCUGUUGCCAUCAAUGUUUUGGAACAACAGCGGGCUUGGGGAGGGACCUUGGUUGCAUUCCCGGACUACAACAAGGCAGACGUCGAUGAGGUCGUUGUCAUACGAAUCGAUGGCGCCCUCGACGGGAGGAACAAUCCAAAUCCGCACUAUAUUCACUUUAACCGUGCCAAAGGAUUCCACAGCGAGACAAAAAGCUUUGCGAAUCUCAUUGUCACAGUCCAAGGAUUUUCCGGCUAUCGCGUUGGCGCCGUCGGAAGCUACGUCGUGCCAGCUGAUGGUGUCGGAGGGAUCGCAAUCGACACAGCAGAGCAAAGAUACAUUCCAGAGCCUGCAAUCCAGCAACGCAUUUUCAAUUUUGCGAAUAGCAACUUCGACCUGAUCAUAGAAGUGUGCUCACAGGAAUAUGGGGACAAGGAUUCUGCAGAUAUAUCAAUACACAUCGACGACGGGCGCCAACAAAGUGCCUGCCCCCAGGACGGACAACCACCUUCCACUGCCCCUUCACUAUUUCCCAGUGUCAGCCCAUCAUCGAGGCCAACAACCUAUUGCGAAGAUUCACAGGAUGCAUGGUUUGAUGUUGUGGGAUAUGGCAAUGUAAAUUGUUUGUGGCUCAGCCACAAUAGGCCUGUCCAGAAUCAAAUCUGUCGCGAGGGUCACCCGGCAUAUAGCAUCUGCCCGGAUACAUGCCGCAAGUGCCACGAUAACUGCGAAGACGACUACCAAGCAAAUUUCUUCGUCAACAGAAUCAGGGGAACACAGAACUGUAGAUGGCUUAGCGUGAGGCCAGCCUGGCAAACGCUGCUCUGCGACGCCGAUGCAGAUCAUCCAGCCAGAGGAGCGUGUGGAGAGACUUGCAAUAGCUGUCCCCAUCUCGAGAUAUCUCCGAACCACCUCUGCGAAGACGACGUGAAUACAACCUUCUACGCCAACCAUGUCCAAGGGUGGAAGAACUGUGCCUGGCUUGCUGGCACAAGCAACCCUGUGUGGAGAUACCAUCUUUGUCGACAGGAAGCCCCCAAACGGAUUUGUGCCGAAACUUGUGGGGCUUGCCGUGACAACUGCGACGACAGUGCCGAAACUUUUCACGUGGACCGACUGAGCGCGUCGCGUGACUGCUCGUGGCUUGCAGCUCGGCCAGGGUGGCACGCGGAGCUUUGUUCGGAUGUUGUUGUCGCAGAUCUCUGCAAGGAGACUUGUAACACUUGCUGAUUGUCGUCGUCACUUCGGUUGGUAAACAAAGUCCACGCAAACAAAAUAUUUUUAUUUCCUGGUGUUCAGUAAUUCAUAGCCAAAAGACUUCCUCUUGGUAUACCGUCAAUGUGUAGACGUCGUUCUAUAUCACAUGUUUCUUCUUGUUCUUCUUUACUUCUGUGU
This is a messenger RNA of Seminavis robusta, 2521 nucleotides long. The record is from the annotation of a GenBank genome assembly. Lineage: Eukaryota; Bacillariophyta; Bacillariophyceae; Naviculales; Naviculaceae.